Molecule: messenger RNA, 4862 nt
Organism: Venturia canescens
Lineage: Eukaryota; Metazoa; Arthropoda; Insecta; Hymenoptera; Ichneumonidae
Gene: Rrp40
Product: exosome complex component Rrp40
Exons: 4
Coding region: 296-1006 (236 amino acids)
Biological process (GO): exonucleolytic trimming to generate mature 3'-end of 5.8S rRNA from tricistronic rRNA transcript (SSU-rRNA, 5.8S rRNA, LSU-rRNA); poly(A)-dependent snoRNA 3'-end processing; CUT catabolic process
Cellular component (GO): nuclear exosome (RNase complex); cytoplasmic exosome (RNase complex)
Molecular function (GO): RNA binding
Source: RefSeq, a predicted model, not a curated record
ACAUCUUUGCUGUUCGUUCGCCGCUACUGCUAGCCAAGCGCGCGCAACAACGUCGACAGUAUAUUGCGGACUUCACGAGAAUCACGAGAACCAAUUUGCUGUUACCACUAGAGUGGUUUUUCCUGAUUCAACCCGUGCAUGCGUCGCACGUGAAUUUUCUGCGAUGAGUAUCCCAAUUGUCGAUUGUUGAACUUUAACGCUGUCUGGGAGAAGAGUUGUUUGUUAUCUUACAUCAGCCGGAAAAACGUAUUUUCAUUCAUAUUUAUGUCAUUAUACAGAAACUCAUAUAUCCAAAAUGGAAGUAAACAUUGACGAUGUGGUUAUGCCUGGAGACACUGUGAAGAUCGAAUCACUUGGAAAAAUGAAAGAGAAAAUUGUUCUUGGGCCAGGAUUACGUAGAGAAGGUGAAACGAUAUUCGCUUGUAAAUCGGGUGUUUUGAAACAUCGAAAACCUUCCAUCUAUUACGUCGACAGCUAUCAAAAGAGAUAUAUUCCGACUCGGGGAGAAGAUGUUGUUGGGGUUGUUGUACAGAAAGCUGGUGACAUUUAUAAAGUAGACAUCGGCUCAAGCGAUCUAGCUUCACUCUCGUAUCUUGCUUUUGAGGGAACUAGCAAAAAGAAUCGUCCCGAUGUACAAAUAGGCGAUGCUGUAUUUGCAAAAUUAUUAGUGGCCAGUAAAGAUGCUGAACCGGAAUUGGUAUGCGUAGAUGGUCAUGGGAAAAAAGGGAAAUUGGGUGUUUUGGAUCCUGGGGGUUUGUUACUCUCUUGUUCCUUGAGCCUUGUCAGAAAAAUUCGCAAUCCUGAUAAUCCGUUCCUUAGUGAAUUUGCUAAGGAGCAAGCAUAUGAACUCGCCAUUGGAAUGAACGGCAAAGUCUGGAUAAGAGCUAAAACUGUAAACGAGACAGUUGCUCUGGCCAAUGCUUUGCUCGCCGCUGAAUUUACUCCGUACGAUCAAAUGAGGUCUUUGUGCUCAAACAUUUCACAAAUGGUUCUGGAAAACAGUUGAAUUCUUCCUUAGGUAUAUUUUUUUACCAUCAUUAUUAACUCUAAUAAAAAAAAUUUCAUGACUUUAAAAAAAAAAAAUCAUGCAUUAUGAUGUAUUUUUAUCCAAAUAUCCCAAAAGUCAGUACUCUUUUACACACGUUUUCGAGAUUUAGCCUUCGAGUAACAUUAUUUCUUACCCUCGUACAAGCUCCUUCAAAAAACAGUUAUUUGAAGACAGUGAAUGUAUACAGAUUCCAAACCAAAGACAGCGAAACGGAUUAGGAAGCAAAAUGGUCUUUCUUCAAUCCUUUUAAUCCUAUAAAUUUAAGGGAACAUUUGCGAGUCAAAACAAAUCAUAAAAAAGCUUUGAAGGCUCUAUAAUUUUAUCGAAAGAUCACAUUCGCUUCCCCAUUUGGAACUGCAAGUUUACAUUUUUUUGAAUAACGCAUCAAUUGUGCAUUUAUUAUUUCUUUAUUGCACCGAAAAUUCGUAAUAAACUCGGUCGGAUCUCGUCCCCAUCCUCCCUAUUUUUCCUUUUGUAUUUCACAAUAAAUGAUUAAUGUUGCACCUUACGUUUAACUCGUGAUUGUGGCGUUGCGAUUUUACAAGUGUCUCGUUUUACAAACAGUUGGAUAAGUGAAUAAAUAAUAAAGAGAAAAUAAAAUGAAUAAGGUAGCGAUGACGGUGGACGCGACGACUCGGUACAAUCUUUCUAUGGGAAAGCUAUGAGUUUAUAUCGUAAUUUAACACGUAUAAUACAUUGUGUGUGUAUAGAUAUAUACAUCGCUUGAAAUGCAGUGGGCAUUGUUGUUAUUACAAUGUUAUUUUAUGAAUACGAUGAUGAAAACAGUAGUUAGCCUUACAAGAUAAUCACACUCAAAAUUUAUUUCGUUUUCACGAGUUAUUUUUUUCCAUUCUCACUGAAAUGAAUGAUUUUCGAAAAUCUCAUUCUCAAACUAUUGAGAAAAAAUAUCUAGUAGUUGCUCUUAUAGCGAGAAUUUCACAUCGAUUUAAAACAUAAAAGUGUUUUUCUUAAUGCUUGUUAUACAUUGAAAUUCGAUUGGAAAUGUGUGUCCUAUAGUUUUGGUUUACGAACUCACGUAAAACUACUACUUCACAACCCGAGAUUUGCGCGUUAUCAUUCGAAUACUGUUUUAGCCAGAGUUCAUGGAAAUGAGAGUAUUAGAAGCCAAAAAUUACGAUAUUUCGUGGCUUUUCAGAUGGAAGUUUUUAUCGAAUAUCCAUUGAAAAUCCAUCACUAAAAAACGAGGCUUUACGUCAUCAAGAUCGAGCGAAAAAUCUUUUCACAUAUUUAGUAAUAUUUUUUCAUGAACUGGCCAAUUUGCUUUGGAAUGCUGAACGCGCUCGCUCUUAAUCUGACAUCUGAGAAAUAUGUAAACUAAUUUUUACUCUUUGAAAUCAAAAUUCAGCUAUAAAUAAUCUUUUCGUACAUUCCAACACAAAUCAAAAUAUUUUUAAUGAAAAUAUAUUUGAGCCUUACGAAAAUAAAAUGCGUGCGUCCCGCAGGUAAUCAAUGAGUUUAAUCUCUUUUAUUCAUUUUUUAAAUCUUCGACAAAUUUUAUUCUGAUAUGUGUCUAUGACGUAUUUUCAUUAUUUUUUCAUUCAAUUUUCUUCUAUCACGUGAUAACUCGUUACUUCAUUUUUCUGAUGAUUUUGCACAAUGACUAGUACAAGCAACGAGAAUACUAUCCAGCGAUACAUUUUCUGCGAUUUUUCGAUGAUAUUAAAGAAGACUCGAUAUUUCUUUGGUAUUUUCAUCUAAUCUGUGCUUAAAUCCCUCCAUUCAUUUACGUUAUUAUUUUUGUUUUCUUUUGUUUUAUUAUGUUUGUUCUUUCGUAUCCUCAUUAUUUUGUACUUGACGACGAAAUGUGUAUUUUUUGUGACGUACAUUAUUUUCUAUUUCUCACAUAUCGGAUUCGACACAAUGAAGACCUGAAUGAAUAAGAGGCUAUUCGCUAUUCAACUCGUUCCGUACCAUUUAUUCAAUUUUUCGUCGGUUUCCCCCUUCAUCAUUUAUUCUUAACCAGUAUGAGAGACAACUCUGUAAAAGAAUAUGACUCAAUGACACCCGCGAUCUCGCUUCAAUGGUCCUCUCUCGAAUUGUCAGAAUUCAAUGCAACAUUGCAAAAAUGUAAGGAAAAACUUAAACCUCAUAAAUAAUUUCAUCAUUUAACCUCGUUUUCAUUUAUCUUUUCUCGCUUUCCUUUUUUUCUUUUUCAUUUUAAUAUUCUGUAAAUAAAAUAUAGUAUGUAUAGUUUAUAUUCAUCCUCGAAGGCAAUUAAUGUCCUUAGUAAUUCACACGUGAUUCUUUUGUUUACAAUGAAACGUACACUAAAUAUAGUUGUACAGUAGAAUAGUACAAUUACGGUUGAUAAGCGUGCGUGGUUUCUUUUUUCCAUAUUUUUUUCUCCUUUCUUCAAUUACAAUUCGACAAAACAUCUACGACGAGAUUCUCUAUCGCAGUUUCCUUUUAUAAUGUCUAUAUUGAAUCUUACGCCAUCGAGUUUACGAACAAUAAUAUCAAUCAUUGUAACAACACAUUAAUCGUACAAUAAUAAUCAAAUAAAACGAAGCAACAGGUUUAAAAGUACAAUAAAAAAUAACAUGGACGAAAAAGCAAAUUGUGCUAAACGGAAUGAAGAAACGAAAAAAAAAUAUCUCAAAAUACCAUCUUCCAUAUUCCCAAAAUCAAUGUCAAUGAUCAAUUGUCAAAGCAAAGCAUCUCGAAUUGAACAAACUGUGUACUGAAAGAUUUUUUUUUGUCCACACGAAAAUACUCUAUUAAUUUGACGAUUAACGUCACAUCGACAAUGAAUUCGUCCUUUAACCAAGAAAGAAUAAUGAGUUUUCAAAGCGCACAAGUAUUUCGAUCUACGGAAGCAGCUAAAAGUAUUGUAUUUGACUACAUUAAUAUUACUUCUUCCGGUAAAGUUAAUGGUAACUUUGUAUGUUUGUUUUCCUCUUACGCUUAUGAUAGAUUAAAGCUAAAAAAUACUGGGGGGGAUUCGUAACUCGGAGGCAAAAGCUGUACGGUGUUGGGGAAAGAAAAAUACUAUGUACUGUCUCUCAUCGAUUUGUUUUGGCGCGAAAAUGUGGAAGCUUUAUGGCAGGAAUGAGUUCAACUAUGUUUUUACGUAACGAGAAAUCUACUCGGUAUCGAAAGCUUCUUAAACUUCUCACUUUGUUACUUUUUUCAUCUUCUUCUUUUUUUUUUUAUAAAUCUAAGAUCCAUCCACUUGGUUUACAAGAAUAAUUUCAUCUACGAGUGUGUACAAGCUCUUUAUCUCACGAAACUAUACACAGUGGAUCUAUCUAUUUAUUCUCGAAACUUUCGUUACGUUCGGGAGUGUUUCCGCCCGCGAUUUUCUUCGCCUCGGAGACGAAAGGGAACGAAAAUACCAACAGAAUCAAGUUAAACAAUCGAAUGAGCUUGAUGAUAAGAAAAAAUAGAAACGAUAGAAAGGCGAGAAGAAAAAAAUAAUAAUAAGUGUAUGUAUUGAUAGAGAGCGAUCGAUUGAUUAAUCACUAUCGAAUGAUACUCCAAAAGUCCUAAAUGUUCUUCUUCGUUUCUUUUUUCUUAUUUUUUCUCAAGUUAUUUUUUUUCUUCGUUAUGUUUAAAAGCUUAACUCGUAUCGUAGGAUGAUCGAUAUAAAUGACUGUGAAUAUAACGCUUGUGACUUUUGUUCGUUCACGGUGAUACAGUUAAUUAGAUAAAUAUUGUGACGUUUUGUUUUUCUAAAAACGUCUUUUCAGCAUUUGAAUCACCGAUUUAUAAUAUUAUAAAAAAUUGUCUUUGCUUAUGAGCUAAAAUAUUACGAUGCCUCGGCUAUAUAAAUAUAUGUACUUUUAUGUUUAUA